CCCCAAAUCCCUAGCCCUUUCCUGUAUAAAUACUUCACCAGAAGCGUUCCAACACGGGAAAAGCUAGAGAGAGAAAGCAGAGCGAGAAACCACUGAAACCCUCCUUAAUUAUCCUCGUUCUGCUUCGAGGGUUAUCGAUCUGUGUAGGAAAUCUCAGACAGGUUUUGAUGCUCCAGUGUUGUUGAUCUAUUCUGGUUUCGAUCUUUCAGGCGGACUUAUUUUAGUUGCUGGGGACACCGCCAUGUCUUCGCUUAGCAGAGAACUGGUGUUUCUUAUACUUCAGUUUCUAGAUGAAGAAAAAUUUAAGGAGUCUGUUCACAAGUUGGAGCAAGAGUCGGGAUUUUUCUUUAACAUGAGAUAUUUCGAGGAUAUGGUAACGAAUGGGGAGUGGGACGAGGUUGAAAAAUAUUUGUCUGGUUUCACGAAGGUGGAUGAUAAUAGAUAUUCCAUGAAGAUCUUCUUUGAGAUUAGGAAGCAGAAAUACCUUGAAGCUUUAGAUAAGCAAGAUCGAUCAAAAGCAGUGGAUAUUUUAGUGAAGGACUUGAAAGUGUUUGCCGCAUUUAAUGAGGAUCUUUUCAAGGAAAUCACACAACUGUUGACUUUGGAUAACUUUAGACAUAAUGAACAGCUAUCUAAGUAUGGAGAUACAAAGUCCGCUAGGGGGAUAAUGCUCGCUGAACUAAAGAAAUUAAUAGAAGCUAACCCUUUGUUUCGUGAUAAGCUUCAGUUUCCUACCUUGAAGAACUCCAGGCUGCGGACUUUAAUCAAUCAAAGUUUAAACUGGCAACAUCAACUCUGUAAGAAUCCAAGGUCUAAUCCUGACAUAAAGACCCUAUUUGUAGACCAUAGCUGUGGACAGCCAAAUGGUGCACGGGCUCCAUCCCCUGUUACUAAUCCUCUAAUGGGUGCUGUCCCCAAGGCUGGAGGUUUCCCACCGCUUGGUGCUCAUGGUCCAUUCCAGCCAACACCACCUGCUCUUCAGACAUCACUUGCUGGAUGGAUGGCCAAUCCAUCCCCUGUUCCACACCCAUCAGCCUCUGCAGUACCAAUAGGUUUGACUGCAGCGAAUAAUGCAGCUAUUUUAAAGCGCCCCAGAACUCCCACUAAUAACCCAGCUAUGGACUAUCAAACUGCAGAUUCAGAUCACGUAUUGAAGAGGACAAGGCCUUUUGGCAUAUCAGAUGAACAGGUCAAUAAUCUACCAGUAAAUAUUCUGCCUGUUGCUUACUCUAGCCAAAGCCACGGUCAGAGCUCCUAUUCGUCUGAUGACUUGCCCAAGAACGUUGUGAUGACUCUAAGCCAAGGGUCAUCUGUCAAAAGUAUGGAUUUCCAUCCGCUUCAACAAAUCCUACUUCUUGUUGGAACAAACAUGGGAGAUGUCAUGGUGUGGGACGUAGGUAGCCGUGACAGGAUUGCACUUAGAAAUUUCAAGGUCUGGGACCUUGGAGUGUGUUCAAUGCCUCUACAGGCAUCACUGGCUAAUGAUUACACAGCUUCGGUGAACCGUGUGAUGUGGAGUCCUGAUGGAACACUUUUUGGCGUUGCUUAUUCUAAGCACAUUGUGCACUUAUAUUCCUAUCACGGUGGGGAUGAUCUUAGGAACCACCUAGAGAUUGAGGCACAUGCUGGGAGUGUCAAUGAUCUUGCUUUCUCUUAUCCGAACAAACAACUAUGUGUUGUUACCUGCGGAGAAGAUAGGGUCAUCAAGGUAUGGGAUGCAGUCACGGGUGUAAAGCAGUAUAUAUUUGAGGGUCAUGAAGCACCUGUAUAUUCUGUGUGCCCUCAUCACAAAGAAAAUAUUCAGUUCAUCUUUUCAACUGCAACUGAUGGAAAAAUAAAGGCUUGGUUGUAUGACAACAUGGGUUCUAGGGUUGACUAUGACGCACCAGGCCAUUCCUCUACUGCAAUGGCAUAUAGUGCUGAUGGAACAAGGCUAUUUUCAUGCGGCACAAACAAAGAAGGGGAAUCAUUUUUAGUGGAAUGGAAUGAAAGUGAAGGAGCUGUAAAGCGUACAUAUCAUGGUCUGGGGAAGAGAUCCGUAGGUGUUGUGCAAUUUGAUACAACUAAGAAUCGAUUCUUAGCUGCUGGUGAUGAGUUUAUGAUUAAAUUCUGGGACAUGGAUAGUACAAACUUGUUGACGAGUGUAGAUGCAGAGGGUGGAUUACAGUCUUCUCCUUGUAUUAGAUUUAACAAGGAGGGAAUACUGUUGGCUGUCUCCACAAAUGACAAUGGAAUUAAAAUAUUAGCAAAUACAGAUGGUAUUAGGCUACUUCGGACAGUGGAGAAUCGCCCAUUUGAUGCUCCUAGAGUUGCUACUGCGUCUGUUGUGAAGGCCCAGGCAUCUCCAAUUAGCACCUUUGCUUCUAAUAAUGUAACUGUGGGAACAAGCCUUGCGGAUCGAGCUCCUUCAGUGGCAGCCAUGGUUGGAAUGAAUAAUGAUACUCGAAGUUUAGCUGAUGUAAAGCCCAGAAUUGCUGAUGAAGCUGUUGAUAAAUCUAGGAUCUGGAAACUGACAGAAAUUACUGAACUAUCACAAUGCCGUGCACUGAAGCUUCCUGACAAUUUAUCACCAACAAGGGUUUCUAGAUUAAUUUACACAAAUCAAGGGGUUGCCAUUCUGGCAUUAGCAGCAAAUGCUGUUCACAAGCUUUGGAAAUGGCAGAAAAAUGAUCGGAAUGUUACUGGGAAGGCCACUACAGCAGUUACACCACAACUGUGGCAACCAUCCAGUGGAAUAUUGAUGACUAAUGAUAAAAGUGAUACAAACCCAGAGGAAGCUGUCUCAUGUUUUGCACUCUCGAAGAAUGACUCCUAUGUCAUGUCAGCUUCGGGAGGAAAAAUUUCCCUUUUCAAUAUGAUGACAUUUAGGACAAUGACUACUUUCAUGCCACCGCCCCCAGCUGCUACAUUUCUUGCUUUUCAUCCUCAAGACAACAAUAUUAUUGCCAUUGGCAUGGAAGACUCUUCUAUACAAAUUUACAAUGUUAGGGUGGAUGAGGUCAAAACCAAGCUAAAAGGUCAUCAGAAGAGAAUCACUGGUCUUGCAUUUUCUCACGUUCUAAAUGUGCUUGUAUCAUCGGGAGCUGACUCUCAGUUGUGCGUUUGGAGCACAGAUGGAUGGGAAAAGCAGGCGAGUAAAUUUCUGCAGAUGCCCAGUGGUCGGGCACCAGCGCCUCUUGGUGAUACUCGAGUCCAAUUCCAUCAAGAUCAGAUACAUUUGCUGGCUGUUCAUGAAACCCAGAUAGCCAUCUUUGAGGCACCUAAGUUGGAAUGCUUAAAGCAGUGGGCUCCUCGAGAAGCCAGUGGUCCAAUCACACAUGCUACGUAUUCAUGUGACAGUCACUUAAUAUAUGUAAGCUUUGAAGAUGGAAGUGUGGGCGUACUCACUGCUUCAACCCUCAGAUUACGGUGCAGAAUAAAUCAAACUGCAUAUCUUCAUCCGAAUCCAAGCUUGAGAGUCCAUCCUCUUGUCAUUGCCGCACAUCCCUCCGAAGCCAAUCAAUUUGCAUUGGGACUUACAGAUGGCGGGGUAUAUGUUCUUGAGCCACUAGAGUCAGAAGGAAGAUGGGGCUCUCCGCCUCCAACAGAGAACGGCGCUGGUCCGAGCACCCCGUCAGGAGCCACUGUAACGGAGCAACCUCAAAGGUGACCGUGUAUCUUGUAGUCUUUGUCCAAGGACCUUGAGUGUAUGUAUUGGAUUGUGAUCCCGCUCCCUUGUGCAAAGGGGAAGCUGCGGAAUUUAGGUGUUAUUAUCUUUAGGAUGAACCUAUCACGUAUCACCUUCUUAGUGGCUUCCUAACCAAUUUGUAUUUCCAUGGAAUUUUCGUUUUUUUUUUUUUUGGGUCUCUUUUCAAUUAGGACCACGACCUAAGUCUGUUUAUGUAGGGUAAAUUUAAAAGGGGUGCUGGAGAGAGGAGGGUUAAGGUCUGCAUUCUCCUUUUCCCUCUUGGUUGGGCCUGUUUUUUGGUUUUUUUAAAUUGUUUUAGUUUUUUCGGUAUAUAUUGAGCUAGUCAUUAUAAUUUAUUUUUUACCCAGUUAAAGCUAGAUACUGACAUGCAGUUCUAUUCAGUCAUUUAUCUUAUUUGCUAUGAUUCUUUUA
This is a messenger RNA of Neltuma alba, 4099 nucleotides long. Its product is annotated as topless-related protein 4. The transcript has 26 exons. The coding region runs from base 242 to 3649 and encodes 1135 amino acids. NCBI's taxonomy places the organism in Eukaryota, Viridiplantae, Streptophyta, Magnoliopsida, Fabales, Fabaceae. Gene Ontology annotation, molecular function: protein binding. Gene Ontology annotation, biological process: regulation of DNA-templated transcription. The record is from RefSeq and is a predicted model, not a curated record.